AUGAAAUUAAAGGAAGAAAAUUGCAAAUUGGUGAAGGCAGGUGAACAAUUUCAAACGUACCUACAGGCGGUGAAAGCUCAAGUCGAUUUCUUGGUAAAAGAGAAACUUGCGAUAGAAAAAGAGCUGGACAAAAACUUCCAUCACACGGCUUUGAUGGAGGACGAAAGACGAUAUUAUUGCCAACGCAUAAAGAAGCUGCUUAAUUCGCUCGACGCAAUAUCUCAGGAGAGGAAGAUGGUCGAGGAAGAAUUACAGGGAGAAAGCGUGGCACGACAGAAGGCGGAGCGAGCCCUCAAAGCCACAAGGCAAGCGUUGGAACGUAUUGAAGGAGGCGUGAAAUUGAACGAAGGAGCUGGACGGUCUGAAAUCAUGAGAGACUUACGGCAAGAUAUCGCCAUGCUUCGAGCAUUCAUUGAAGAACAGACUGGCGUGCCUCAAAUGCCGCAGAAGUGGAACUACAAAAACCUGGAUAUGACCAGUCGUUCGCUAAUCAAAAAAUACAGACAACGUGGUGCCAUCAGUUGUAUAGACGAAGAGGAGUAA
This is a messenger RNA of Soboliphyme baturini, 543 nucleotides long. Lineage: Eukaryota; Metazoa; Nematoda; Enoplea; Dioctophymatida; Soboliphymatidae. The record is from the annotation of a GenBank genome assembly.